Molecule: messenger RNA, 555 nt
Organism: Lingula anatina
Lineage: Eukaryota; Metazoa; Brachiopoda; Lingulata; Lingulida; Lingulidae
Product: zymogen granule membrane protein 16-like
Source: RefSeq, a predicted model, not a curated record
AUGACUUCGAAAACGUCCCUGUGUUUUGAGAUUUUACUUGUUUUUGUUCGUGUAUACACGGCCUCUACCUCGCGCCAAGAAGAAAUCGGAUUUUUCACGAUUGAAGAGAGAUUUCGUCAAGAUGUGCUUGAGGACUCUUCAAAGGCUUUGGGCCCUUACGGUGGCUCCUCGGGAGAUUGGUUCAGUGAUUUUGGACCAUCUCUGUAUGGCCCCAUUUCAAGUAUUUUAAUACGGCACGGAGGUAUAAUCGACGGAAUCCAGUUCAUCUAUGGCGACAAUACGGAAGGGACCUUCGCUGGAGGACUAGGUGGAAAUGCUGAAACAUUGGUAUUAAACACAGACGAGUACAUACACAAGAUUCGCAUCGGUAUGGAUCAAGGGUCAGAGUAUGUUGGUCAGCUGUACUUCACCACGAACAAACACACCUACGGUCCAUAUGGAAUGCAGAACACGACAUUGUGGGACGUGGAGCACGGAGGGCAACCCCUGAUGUACGUGUCUGGAAGAUACAGCAGUUAUCUGAACGCCUUGACAUUUCACUGGAAAGACUUGUAG